AGCUCACCUUUUUUGCGUUCGAAUCUUUUAGCUCACGCUGCUGCACUAAAUUCGUCACUCUGCUGUCUGCUAAACGAGCUUAAAAGGAUUUUUCUUCUGCAGGAAUUAUCUCUAGAACAUGGUGCUCACGAAGGAGUAUCGGAUAUGCAUGCCACUAACCGUGGAGGAGUACAAAGUGGGCCAGCUGUACAUGAUAGCACGGCACAGCCUGGAGCAGUCGGAAAAAGGCGAAGGGGUCGAAGUUGUGGAGAAUUCUCCCUGCGAGAGUGAGGAGCACGGCAAAGGACAGUUCACUGAAAAGAGAAUCCACCUUUCUAGCAAACUGCCUUACUGGGUCCAAUCAAUGAUUCCACGCUUGUUUUACGUCACUGAGAAGGCUUGGAAUUACUACCCCUACACGGAAACCGAGUAUACCUGCUCGUUUUUGCCCAAGUUCAACAUUUUCAUCAAAACUAGAUUCGAAGAUAAUGCGGGGACCUCUGAAAAUUGCCUGGGAGUGUCUGAGGAGGAUUUAGCAAACCGUCAAGUAGAGUUCGUAGAUAUAGCAUUUGAUGAAGUUGUGGCCAAACAUUACAAAGAGGAAGAGGACCCAAAAUUGUACAAAUCAGAGAAGACCGGACGAGGUGUUUUGAUUGAGGGCUGGAAAGAGCACACAAAUCCCAUCAUGUGCUCGUACAAGCUAGUCAACGCCAGUUUUGAGGUUUGGGGAUUGCAGACUAGAGUCGAAGAUUGGAUUCACAAGGCGAUCCGAGAUAUUUUGCUGCUCGGCCAUCGGCAGGCGUUUGCGUGGAUGGACGAGUGGCACGGAAUGAGCCUCGAUGACGUGCGCGAGUAUGAGAAGAAGGUCCAGGAGGAGACCAAUACUAAGGUUUUGCAAGAUCUCGGAUUGAUAGAAGCUGCCGCAGUAAAGGCUGCUGGAGAAGAAGAGGACGAUGGGGAACCAAGUAAAGAAGGAGCCAUUGUGGCAAAGGAGGGGGAAGCCACAUCUCCAACUCCAAACUCGCAAAAAUCUUGGUUUUCGUGGUACUAGAGUUUCAAAAUCUGAUAUGUUGCGUUAGGCAAAUUGAAUUGACUGUUAGAUGAGACAGUGUGUAAUGAUCUUCUCACAUUAAGACUGCCCAGCCAUAGGCAUAUUGUGGCUACUUCAAAUGCACUUUAAUGGUCGGCAUUUAAAAGAUAAUCAAAGUGGCUCAACAAACGUUUUUCCUUUGUUACCGCGGCCACCGUUGUGAAAAUCUUUUACGUACUUUACAAAAUCUCGGUUGUUAUUAGACGCGCGCAUUUUGUGCCAAGUAUUUUAAUUUAUUUUGUUCCUGUUGAUGUUAUCCUGUUGCCAAAUUUGUUAACCUUGCCAUGCAUUGAUUCCUGGAGAGCACGCUGUGUAAGUCAAUUAUACAGAAUAAAUAAAGCAAUUAGCCGUGA
Molecule: messenger RNA, 1422 nt
Organism: Cloeon dipterum
Lineage: Eukaryota; Metazoa; Arthropoda; Insecta; Ephemeroptera; Baetidae
Gene: rdgBbeta
Product: rdgBbeta
Exons: 7
Coding region: 119-1030 (303 amino acids)
Biological process (GO): phospholipid transport
Cellular component (GO): cytoplasm
Molecular function (GO): phosphatidylinositol binding; phosphatidylinositol transfer activity
Source: RefSeq, a predicted model, not a curated record